CAGCCACUAGUUUUGCACUAGCCAACCAAAUUCAACACCGACAUCUUGAGCAUACGUAUUGACUAUAAUUAAGGUUCCUAUCAAAUCAAAUCUCUAAUCUCUAGUGUGUUAUGUAUAUAUAUCACUGUCACACUUUCAAGAACAAAAACUCAAAAUCAAAACCAUACAACAUGGAUAAUAAAACACAUACGACACUGCUUUUCUCGCUCCUGUUUUUCAUCACACACCUCACGAACGCGUCAUCAAAAGAUCAAUGUAACCAAAACGACAAAAAGACCCUCCUCAAGAUCAAGAAGUCCCUAAAUAACCCUUACCACCUCGCCUCUUGGGACCCUAAAAGCGACUGCUGCGCCUGGAACAGCCUCGAGUGCGACGACGCCACCGUUAACCGCCGCGUCAUCUCCCUAACCAUAUUCUCCGCUCAGAUCUCCGGUCAGAUCCCUCCUGAAGUCGGUGACUUACCGUAUCUUCAGAAGCUUGUCUUCCGCAAAAUCACUAACCUCACCGGUCAGAUACCACACACCAUCACCAAGCUCAAGUAUCUCCGUUUUCUCAGGCUUAGCUGGACGAACCUUACCGGCCCGGUUCCUGAGUUUUUGAGUCAGCUCAUGGAUCUUGCCUACUUAAACCUUUCCUUCAAUUAUUUUUCUGGUUCCAUACCUAGCUCUCUCUCCUUGUUACCUAAACUUUCGUACGUUGAUCUUAGUCGGAAUAAGCUUACAGGUACAAUACCAGAGUCAUUUGGAUCGUUUUCAGGAGAAGUCCCUGACCUUUUCCUAUCACAUAACCAGCUCUCCGGUUCUAUACCUAAAUCACUAGGCAACCUGGAUUUUAACCGGAUCGAUUUCUCAAGGAACAGGUUCAUAGGCGAUGCUUCGAUGUUGUUUGGAGCCAAUAAAACGACAUUUUCUAUUGAUUUAUCAAGAAACAUGUUCCAGUUCGAUCUCUCCCGUGUUGAGAUCCCUAAGACAUUUGGUAUCUUAGACUUGAAUCACAAUGGGAUCACAGGGAGUAUCCCGGUUCAGUGGACUGAAACUCCUUUCCAAAUCUUCAAUGUUAGCUACAACAGAUUGUGUGGACGCAUCCCCACUGGAGGGAAACUGCAGAUGUUUGAUUCUUAUGCAUAUUUUCACAAUAAGUGUUUAUGUGGUGCACCACUUGAUAGUUGCAAGUAAAGAUUCAAGCAGCCAAGCGUAUUACUAUUCUACUUUACCAAAUAAUCCGAUAAGUCUAUAGACAACUGUAUGUUUUAUAUGGAUUGACUGAUUAAAAAAUCAACCAAACUUGCUUCAAUAUAUUUGUAAUACAAUCUUCCAGUUUGAAUCACAAUCAGCAUGUUAGACACAUUUAAAUGAAGAUCAAUCGCAAAGGUUCUUGU
Brassica rapa (field mustard) is the source of this 1378-nucleotide messenger RNA. Its product is annotated as polygalacturonase inhibitor 1. Gene Ontology annotation, molecular function: protein binding. NCBI's taxonomy places the organism in Eukaryota, Viridiplantae, Streptophyta, Magnoliopsida, Brassicales, Brassicaceae. The record is from RefSeq and is a predicted model, not a curated record.